UUAUACAAAUAGUUAUCGAUAAAGAAAAUAUUUCCCACAGAAAACAAUACGCAGAAAAGAAAAUAAUCCAUUCCUUCAAAAUUUAUUUAUUAAAUACUGAAUUUUAAUUGAAGUUACAUAGAACCGAAAGGAAGGAGAAGGUUUUAGUUAAAAUGGUUGUUCCCGUUCCGAAUCCAACUAAGGACUUGAUUCUCAAGCUUAUGGCUGAAAAGGAAGCAAUGGAAUCGAAAAUAUCCGAUUAUGGAAAUAUUUUGGUAAAUAAUGCUAAUGUGGGGAUGGAUGGACCCUUGGUUGAUGCAGAAGGAUUUCCACGGAACGAUAUUGAUGUUUAUCAAGUGCGACAGGCGCGUCAACAGAUAAUCUGUCUUCAAAAUGAUUAUAAGUCACUGAUGAAAGAAAUAGAAAAGCAAAUGCAUAAAUUGCAUUCCGAGGCAGCGGAAAGUCAAACACAAUUGUUGUCAACCAAUACAGCCACCUUACGAUUGGAAGAUGAUAAUGAAGUGCCAAAUACCAGCAUGUCGUCAGCAUCGGUGGAGCCACCAAAGAAAGUUAUAGUAAAAAUAAAUAUGAUAAGUCCUGGAUCGCCGGCUGAAGAGGCUGGUUUGCGAGUAGAUGACGAGAUAUUGGAAUUUGGCACCAUUAAUUCCAGAAACUUCCAAAACAAUCUGACCCAAAUUGGCGACCUGGUGCGUCACAUGCAAAAUAAAAGGGUUCCUUUGAAUGUACUACGUAUGGGGCAACACUUAGAUAUGAUACUUAUACCUAAAUCGUGGAGUGGCCGAGGUCUAUUGGGUUGUAAUAUUAUACUAGCCGAUCCUUAAGGGUUUAAAGAUUAUAUUACUUAUCUAAAACAUUUUUAUUAUAUAUCUAUAAUUUUUUUUUAAUACAUCUACAGAACUUAAAAUUUA
Bactrocera neohumeralis is the source of this 908-nucleotide messenger RNA. RefSeq names its product 26S proteasome non-ATPase regulatory subunit 9. Gene Ontology annotation, biological process: proteasome regulatory particle assembly. The coding region runs from base 153 to 821 and encodes 222 amino acids. The transcript has 3 exons. The record is from RefSeq and is a predicted model, not a curated record. Gene Ontology annotation, cellular component: nucleus; cytoplasm. NCBI's taxonomy places the organism in Eukaryota, Metazoa, Arthropoda, Insecta, Diptera, Tephritidae. Gene Ontology annotation, molecular function: protein binding.